Molecule: messenger RNA, 5664 nt
Organism: Sebastes umbrosus (honeycomb rockfish)
Lineage: Eukaryota; Metazoa; Chordata; Actinopteri; Perciformes; Sebastidae
Product: transcription initiation factor TFIID subunit 4-like
Exons: 15
Coding region: 385-3645 (1086 amino acids)
Biological process (GO): transcription initiation at RNA polymerase II promoter; DNA-templated transcription
Cellular component (GO): transcription factor TFIID complex
Molecular function (GO): DNA binding; RNA polymerase II general transcription initiation factor activity; protein heterodimerization activity
Source: RefSeq, a predicted model, not a curated record
CGUUGUUAUCGCGUUAACUUUAGUGUAUAGUAAUAAUAACCCUAGUAUACAUGUACAAAUGUAAAGCCUUAUUACACGUGUAGUAAUAUGUAUAUUAAUAGGUAACAGUUAUAUUUUCAACCCUGUUCUUCAAGUCAUAUAAUAUCAGAACUCCUGGGCAGCCAACAAAGCCAGGUCAGAGGUGACCUAUUAGCCAUGUUGUUUGUAAAUUUGAAUUUGUUCAAUAGAAAAGUAAAAAAAAAGUAAAAAAAAAAACCUACUAGGAUGCCCCCCCUACCCUCUCGUCUAAUGACGUCAGAUUCAUUCCCACAAUGCCUAGUAACACGCAUGCGUACUGUGUAAAAAAAAAAUAAAAAAAAAUAAGACAGCUAUCUGUGAUCAGAGAUGGCGGGCGCCUCCGACCCCCUGGAAGAUAUGCUCUUUUCAGAGGUGGAUGAGAAAGCUGUGAGCGACCUGGUGGGCUCGUUGGAGUCACAGCUUGCUGGCCAAAGCAACCCAGCGGGUAAAACAGACUCAAACGGAGGCGCUGGCUCAGUGGCCCCCGCUAACCAUCACUUAGGAAAACCGCUACCAGCAGCUCCAGCAGCUCCAGCAGUCACCACCACAACACUAGAACAACAACAACACCAAGGACGGCGGUAUAAACCCGAGAUGCGCCAGGACACCAACUCCAACCUGGAUACAACUGUCACGUCUCUGGGUUGUACCCCUUCUUCUUCUCUUGCAGAGCCCGCCAACACCACCUCUUCUUCGGCCACUAGCAGCAGCAGCGGGUCGCUAUCACAUGGAGCAUCCAUCACAACACUGACUGGUGUGUCAACUUUGGCGUCUACAACACCACUAGCCAGCAUCACCACCACCACAACCACCACCACCAGUAAGUCUAAGGUUAGCCCGACGUCUGUGGAAGUAACCCCUCCGAGAAAGCGGUUACCGACGCCGCGGAGGAGCGCCUCUGCUCGGAUAAAGAGUUUGAACGGCGCCGCUGUAACGACGCGGAGGACCAGUAACAGUAACAGCAACACAGCGGCGGUUGAGACCGUUGAAACCGUUGGAACCGUUGAAACCGUUAGCUCCGUGGAUACAACUACAACACCAAACUCCUCCUCUUCUACUGGACCGGUGAUAUCCUCCUCUGGUGGUGCUGUUAUUAACACUUCUACUUUCACUCUAUCAAACGCUAACCUCCCUGUAGGUCAGUCUGCUAUCCCUCUGGACCGGGGGACUCCCACCAUCGCUCUGCAUCGACUCCCGAGUCACAUCGUGGCGAGCAUAGCCCAGAACGGUAACGGGACUAGUGUGUCGGCUUUGGUCCAGCAGCAGCAGCAGCACCAGGGGGCUCCCAUUGGACCCAUCAACUCCUCAGCUCCACCACACUGCAAAGACACUGGGGCUUCCAAAACAGAGUCCAAAAUUGUAAUGUCAAGCCAGUCUGGUUGUGUCAACUCUGUAAUAAACACCUGUGUUGUCACACCAACAACAACAACAACAACAACUACAGCAGCAGCAACAACAGCAACAACAGUAACCCAGCCUGUGAGCUCUUCUGCUACAGCUGCUGCAAGUUGUGCAUGUGGAACUGUUCAAACCACAUCAGUGACUACCACUGUUAGCAUGGUCAGACCCACAACACCCUCCCAAACACCUGCCAUGGCCACAUCUGCACAGUCCCACAAUCCCCGUCCUGGACUUCCUGCAGCACCUCAGAGGAUCGUAGCCCCCCAGCAGCUGAUUGUCAGAGCACCUCAGCAGCAGACCACCAUUCAGCUGCCCCCUGGGUUUACCAUCCCACAGGGGAUGGUGUUGGUACGCACAGAGUUGGGCCAGCUAGUGAUGGUUCCUCAGCAGGCGUUGGCUCAAGCUCAGGCUCAAGCUCAAGCUCAGGCCCAGAACAACAUCUCUCCGCGACCUGCCACCCCCACAACAGGAGCAUCCUUCAGAGUGACAACUCCUCAGUCUCCUGUGACCUCUCAGACCACCAGACAGUGUCCUUUGACCCCGGCCAAGAUGGUACCGUCUCCCUCUCCCACUCCUUCCAGCCCUGCCCUCCAGACCUCCUCCUCUUCUUCCUCUUCUUCUUCCUCCUCCUCCUGUCCCGCACUCCGCCCAAAGGGCCCCGUGGCGCCGGCCGUGGCGGUGACGGCUCCGCAGCAGACCCCCGUGGUUAUGGCCCCGCAGGCCCCGGCCCAGGCUGCCUCCCAGCCAGCGCAGCCUCCGCAGACGGGCAUCACCGCGAACCCCGUGUCCCAGGAAAUGCAAGAGAACGUCAAGAAGUGUAAGAAUUUCCUGGCUACACUCAUCAAGCUGGCGUCUCACAACUCUCCGUCCCCUGAGACCUCCAAGAAUGUCAAGUCUCUGGUUCAGGACCUGCUGGAUGCCAAGAUCGAACCGGAGGAGUUCACCAGCCGGCUGCAGACUGAGCUCAAGUCGUCUCCGCAGCCUUACCUGGUGCCCUUUCUCAAGAAGAGCCUCCCGGCCCUGAGGCUGUCUUUGCUGAGUAGUCAGCAGUCCCUGACCCCGCCCCCGCAGCAGGGAGUCAAACCAGUACCCGGCGGCCCCCCUCCCGCCAUCACGGCUGGGCCAGCUGUCCGCAUACACCACCCUAACAGCGUCAGCGUCACUACGGGUGCCAGUGCGCUGCCCGCCGGGACGCACGGACAUGCAGCUGCAAUGGGCAUCAAGUCAGCGGGCGCCGUUGGUGGCCAGGUCCGGAUGCCUGUGGUGAUCGCACAGUCUGUCAGAUCGCAAGGCACAAUGGGGAAGGGAGGCUUCAUCCAAGCAGGCAAAAGUCCCGUGGGCCUCGCUGUUCAGAUCUCUGGGAAUCAGAAAAACAAGCUCAACGACCCCGGAGGAGGUUCUUUCAGGGAUGACGAUGACAUCAAUGACGUGGCCUCCAUGGCCGGGGUGAACCUGAACGAGGAGAGCGCAAGAAUACUCGCCACCAACUCUGAACUAGUGGGAACGCACAUCCGCUCAUGUAAAGACGAGGCCUUUCUCCAUCCGGGACUGCUCCAUCGACGGAUUCUGGAAACAGCUAAGAAGUUUGGAGUCACAGAGGUCCCUAUGGAGGCAGUGACAUUCAUCUCACACGCCACGCAGUCACGACUUCGAACUGUGGUAGAAAAGGUUUCUACCAUCGCACAGCACCGACUGGACUCCUGUAAGGAUGAUGAGUGCUACGAGCAGUCUGCAGACGUUCGCUCUCAGCUGCGCUUCUUCGAGCAGCUGGAAAGGAUGGAAAAGCAGAGGAAGGACGAGCAGGAGAGAGAGAUCCUGUUGAAAGCCGCUAAAAGUCGCUCCAGGCAAGAGGACCCAGAGCAAGCUCGACUGAAACAGAAAGCUAAGGAGAUGCAGCAACAGGAACUGGCACAGAUAAGGCAGCGAGAUGCCAACCUUACAGCACUAGCAGCCAUUGGACCCCGCAAAAAACGUAAAGUGGAUUCACCAGGGACAACCCCAUCAGGGACCGAGGUUUCAGGCAGCUCGACGGGCUCCCCGGCCAGCUCCUCCGCCCCGUCCACCUCAUCGCGCCAGUACACGCGGCAACGCAUCACUCGCGUCAACCUCAGGGACUUAAUUUUCUACAUGGAGCAGGAGAGAGAGACCGCCCACUCCCUCCUCCUUUACCGUGCCCUGCUCAAGUAGCCUCCGCUCCGCUCAGCGCCCGCCUCGACCUCCUCCUCCUUCCCAGCCACGUGCCUUCAGAUCAGGUCUAAUGUUUCAGCUCUGUGUCUCCAUUAUGUACUGUAGUGACGUUUUGAUGUAGCUUUUAAUAAGAAGAGAGAAAGAGAGAAGAGAGGAAAAACAAAACAAAAAUUAAACUGUUGUUCCGUGUCUUCUCCGUUUUAGAUUCACGGUGUGUAGUUAGAUCGUUGAGUUUAAAGGCCAUAUCAGAUUCUUUGUGUUGACGUUGAAUUUGUUAAAGGAACAAAGUGUAUUUUGUGACCCAGAACUGGUUCCAUGUAUGUCGGGUAACUAUUUAUUCGACGUCGUCGGCAGUAGCUUCAAUGAACCACCUCAGAGUAAGACAGUUAUGUUCGCACCUCGAUGCAGCCUACGAUAUUCUCCGCGAGCUAUUUGUUGAACACAGUUCAAUGAAUGUAGUUUAUUAGUUGAACUCAAUAAUAAAUGAGAGACUUUACUGAUUUCAAACAUUAGGAUUCCAAAUAACAGCAUCACGAUCAAUCUCCUUACUGUAUGUGUAAAUAGUUCGUAUUGAAUUAUUUUACAGCAUGUAUAUUUUUAUCACACGUAAGCUUUGUAGGAAAAGGAAAUAACCCGUGUGUCAAUAUAAUGAGACCUGAUGUUUUGUGAUUUGAAUGAGUCAGAAUUAGUUUAUUCUGUUCGCCUGUAGAGUAUUUGUAAUAAGACGGAGUCCCCAUGAGCUUUCUGCAAAGGUCGUUAAACUAAAUUAGAGUCGCACUAAGACGCCAGUUUCUGAUUGGUCACCCGUGUCAGUAUUUUUUAUUUUACCCACACAUAAUGUGAACAUUGUUUUUAUGACUUGAUGUUGUGUACUAUCAUGCUCACUUCUUCAAUAACUUACCUGUUAGGAAGGUAAGUUUUGGUUAAUAUUGUAGGCGGGGUGGUGACUGGGGAGAGUGAGACCUCGGAUCAAAACAGACAUUCCUUUAUCUUCUCCUCUCGCUGUCCCAUCUGCACAUUAAUGGCAAAAAAAUUACAUUUCAGCUACCCACCUACUUUGGUAAUGACUGAACGACAAAAGCACUUAUACCUGUUUGUAUUUUGAUCCCAAAUUCAAUAUCGCAGCUGUAAAGAUAAACUGUAGAAGGAAUCAGUUGAUUUCAACCUAAAAUUGAUUUCUACUUUUUCCCCAUUUUGUUUAUUUUACUGACUGAAUAUAGGAAUGGGACAAAACGCCUGCUUCUUACAUGUCGUAUUGCAUUGUCGCCUUGUUAUUUUAAUUUUUUUUUUUUUUACAAAUCCUUAUUGUAUAAUGUAAUAUUGUCCAUUAUGUAUUUUUUUCUAUUUAACUAAAUAUCUUGGCCUCUAUGCAGCUUUUCUUGUCAUAUUGAAAUUUAUUUAAAUAUUGGUGACAUUUGAAACAAUUGUUGUGCGUUGUACAUUUUGACAGAACUUUUUUUAUAUCUAUUUUACCUGACAACUGAAAGCUGUCACUGUAUUAUAGCAAAGAAAUGACUCUUUUAAGUAGUAAACAGUAUUGCCAACUUCUGUCAAAAGACAGUUAUUUUUUAACAAUUAAUAUAUUUUCUUUUCUUUUCUUUUCUUUUUAAUUGGCUUUUAAGCUUAAUACAUUUUCAUAAGUUUUAUCUCCAAAAUACCAUGUUUUAAAGACAAGCACAACAAUAGCUAUUGUGGUGAUUUCCGAUGAUUUUAUUAGUGAUUUCUAUGGUUUCUGGUGGGUUCACAGGAGGACAUUUCUACUACUACUUCAGCUUUUUAGCCAAAAUAAUAGGACAAUAUUACUGAUGUAAACAGAUGGGGGGAAAUAACAUUUCAAUGUAUGGAUGAUUUGUAAAUAUUGUUUACAAAACUAUGUGUUUAUUAGAACCACGUUAUUUUUGGUAAACUCUUGUACAUAUCUUGAAAAUUUCCUGUUUGUGUGAAAAAACAAUACUUAUGUAUUUGUACCUAUUUUGUAAAGGAAUAAAUACGCUGUUUACUAAACUGAGCAGAUGCUGA